Messenger RNA from Mixia osmundae IAM 14324, 462 nucleotides. RefSeq lists its product as uncharacterized. Bases 1 to 462 code for a protein of 153 amino acids. NCBI's taxonomy places the organism in Eukaryota, Fungi, Basidiomycota, Mixiomycetes, Mixiales, Mixiaceae. The transcript has 3 exons. The record is from RefSeq and is a predicted model, not a curated record.
AUGUUCACCCACUCGUCCGCGCAAGCCAAAGUCAAAGCAGCUCAGCGGUUGUGGAACACUCGCACGCCCAGCAAGAUCGUCAAAGCCUACACCGAUGAUAGCGUGUGGAGGAACAGGGAUAGCUUUCUGCGAGGCCACGCAGAGAUUGAAGCGUUCCUGGAAGCCAAAUGGCGUAAAGAGACAGAGUAUCGCUUGAGAAAGGAGCUCUUUCUCUUCGGCCAUGAUCGCAUCGCCGUGCAAUUCUGGUACGAGUACAAGUCUGCCGUAGACUCGCAAUGGUACCGCUGCUACGGGUUGGAGGACUGGACAUUCGACGCCACGGGCAAGAUGAAGCGUCGGAUGAUGUCAGGCAACGAUGUGCCCAUCAGACAGAGCGAGAGGUGGUUCGCUUCUGCUCAGACAGACGAUGAGAUCGACAGACUGUUGAUCCCAGAGAUCGAGCCCAACAUGUUGUGCAACUAG